UGUGGACGGGCACUUUAACAUUGACGGGGGAAACGUGCUCGUUUAUGUUGUUGUCAUCCAUCAUCCCUCCAUCCAUCUAUCCCUCUUUCCAUCCCGGACUGAACGAUCCGCUCCUGCGACGAGUUUCCAGUAAUAAUAAUAAUAAUAAUCCGAACAUUAAUAAAUAAUAAUUAAAGCUAAACAGAAGAAAAGCACGUGUUUCCCCCCGAGAACGUCCUCGGGGCUGCUCCGGUUUUUCAGGCGCUUCAGAUGAAGGCGGAAUGGAAAGCGUGGAGCUGAGCGUCGCGUCCCUCACCGCGGUGUCCAGACACGUCGAGAAAAGUCACGGCGAGCUCGCAAAGCACCUGGCCAAGCAGACAUGGAGCCAGCAAGACCGUCACGCCGUGCUGUCCUGUUUGGCGCAGCUCCUCCUCGAGAAGGAUUACACGCUCCUGGUCGCUCGCUACCUUCGUCCCCUGGUGCUCGACCUGCUGGAGAGGAACGCCGAGCGGAUCAAGAAGGAUGUCCGGCUGAACCAUGACCUCCACGAGAGGCUGUGCGUGGCGCUCAGCAAGCUGCUCAGCGUCAGCCCCGACGCACAGGCGUUCGCGGCCAGGUACUUCACUAGUGCACCGCCCGUCUUCCAGAGGCUCUUCUUCACGAGCGAAGAGGCCUCCUCGAUCCAGUACGGCCCCAGACGCAUGAAGCUGCGCGACCUCAUGGCGGCCACGUUGCGCUUCCUCCAGAGCGACUGCGAGAAGUUCCGCGUGCUGUGGGACUGGAGCGUGUGCGUCUCGCAACUGCUCACCAGCGACGUCAUGGUCCGAGGAUACACAGCGCAGUGCCUCGCCCUGGUGUCCCACAUGACCGACAACCAGAAAACCAUCUUCCUGAGGAAGGUUCUGUCCAGCGAUGAAAUCCUGCACCUCAAAAUGAAGUCGCUGGAGGAGUCUCAGCAGCUAGAGGUGGAGAAAGCGCUGGUGUUGGCCAAUCAGGGCUCAGCGAUGUGGCAGCUGGAGAAAGGAAACAGAAAGGGUCUGAUGGGCUCCGAAGACCUCUCGAAGAGCAUCACGGCGGUGUGCGGCGUGGUCCUGCCCAGACUCGCGCCCAGACAGGAAGAGCAGACGUCUUUGUACACCCUGGUGCUGGUGGACUCGACGUGUCGCAGCCUAAGGAGGCUCGCCAUGGCCGUAGCGUCCCAGAAGCCCAUCCUCCUGGAAGGGCCGAUCGGAUGCGGCAAAACGGCACUCGUCGAACACCUGGCCGCUGCUACUGGUCACGUGAAAUCCCCCGACAUCCUCAAGGUGCAGCUGGGAGACCAGACGGACAGCAAGAUGUUGCUCGGGAUGUACCGGUGCACAGACGUCCCAGGGAAGUUCGUCUGGCAGCCGGGGUCCCUCACUCAAGCCGUCUCCAAGGGUUACUGGAUCCUCCUGGAGGACAUCGAUCAUGCGCCGUUGGAUGUGAUAUCCGUGCUGCUGCCACUGAUGGAGAACAAGAAGCUGACCAUUCCGGGCCGUGAAGACUGCAUUCAGGUUGCUCCUGGCUUCCAGUUUUUCGCUACAAGACGGACGUUCUACAGCGGAGGAGCCUGGCAUCGUCCUCAGAGCACUCACGCUGCUCUACUAGACAAGUACUGGAACAAGCUCCAGAUUGGGAAUAUGACCAGAGAGCAGCUCAAAGAGGUGGUUGUGAAGAAGUACCCGAACUUGACCGUAGUGGUGGAUCGUUUACUGGACAUUUAUUGUCAGUUGACCGGAGACAAACACCAUGACGCGGUCGGUCUUUCAGCUCUUCAGAGCACAACAGAGGACCGGAGCUCGCUCCUGGACGGCCGAGGACUCUCUCUGAGGGAUCUGCUGAAGUGGUGCGAGAGAAUCUGUGUGAAUUUUGACAGCUCCUCCUCUAACACGGCCCAGAACGUCUUCCUGGAGGCCCUGGACUGCUUCACCGCCAUGCUGUCCAAAACAGACAGCCGCCUAAAGCUGGCCGAGAUCAUUGGCUCCAGGCUCAACAUCUCUAAAGAGAAGGCUCAGCACUUCUGUCAGAUGUACCAGCCGGGAAUCAGCAUCACAGAGCUGGAGGUGACCGUAGGACGCGCCAUGCUGCUGCGGAAACAGAGCGCCGCCGUGCGCCUUAACAUAGAGAAGCAAACGUUCGCUGCCACCCGGCCCUCCGCCGUGCUUCUGGAGCAGCUGGCGGUGUGCGUUACGAAGGGAGAGCCCGUGUUGCUGGUUGGAGAGACGGGCACAGGGAAGACCUCCACCGUGCAAUACCUAGCCGGAUUAACAGGACACAAGUUGCGUGUGAUCAACAUGAACCAGCAGAGCGACACGGCUGAUCUCCUGGGAGGGUACAAGCCAGUGGACCACAAGCUCAUCCUGUUGCCCCUCCGUGAGGCAUUUGAGGACCUUUUCUCUCAGACGUACUCACGCAAGCAGAACAUCACCUUCCUGGGUCACGUGCAGACGUGUUUCCGGGGCAAACGCUGGCAGGACCUGCUCAAGCUCAUGGACCACGUGUGCAAGUCGGCUCUCACCAAGGAGCUGCAGGACAAGCCGAAUGCCGCGAUGCUGCAGCAGCAGUGGGAGGCCCUCGCUCUGAGGCUCAGUCAGACCCAGGAGCAGAUCCGAGCUCGGGAAUCGACGCUGGUCUUUGCCUUUGUCGAGGGUACCUUGGCGCAAGCAGUCAAGAAGGGAGAGUGGAUUCUGCUCGAUGAGAUCAACCUGGCGGCUGCAGAGACCCUGGAGUGUCUCAGCGGGCUUCUGGAAGGCAGUGCCGGGUCUCUGGUGCUGCUGGAUCGGGGCGAUACGGAACCCCUGGUCCGCCACUCAGACUUCCGCCUGUUCGCCUGCAUGAACCCGGCCACCGACGUGGGCAAAAGGAACCUCCCCCUGGGAAUCCGCAACCGGUUUACCGAGCUCUACGUGGAAGAGCUGGAGAGCGAGAGCGACUUGCGCAUCCUGGUCUCAGAUUACCUCCGAGGCUUAAACCUGAACCGGAGUACCAUCCACGGAAUCAUCAGCUUCUAUUUAGCUGUUCGCAAGGAGGCCAACUCACGUUUGGUGGACGGUACCGGCCACAAACCUCACUACAGCUUGCGGACGCUGUGCCGUGCGCUCAAGUACGUCGCCACGAACCCCUGCUACAACAUCCAGCGCUCGCUCUAUGAGGGUUUUUGCUUGAGUUUUCUAACGCAACUGGACCGCAUUUCCCAUCCUGUGGUGGAGAAACUGGUGCAGCAGUACAUUUUGGGAGGAAACAUCAAGUGUCUCAAACAGCCGAUCCCAGAACCCCGGUCCCGUGGCUGCAUCCAGAUAGAGGGCUACUGGUUGAGUCAAGGCGAUAUGGACCCAGCACGAGACCCCAGCUACAUCCUCACUCCAUCUGUCCGACUCAACCUCCGAGAUCUGGCCCGAGUGGUGGCUGCUGGCAUCCACCCGGUGUUGCUCCAGGGUGAGACGUCGGUAGGGAAGACCAGCCUGGUGCGGUGGCUCGCGGCCGCCACGGGGAACCAGUGCGUACGGAUCAACAACCACGAGCACACCGACAUCCAGGAGUACAUCGGCUGCUACUCUUCCGACGAACACGGGAAGCUCGUCUUCAAAGAAGGUGUCUUGAUCGACGCAAUGCGCAAAGGCUACUGGAUCAUCCUGGACGAGCUGAACCUCGCCCCCACCGACGUCCUCGAAGCCCUAAACCGGCUGCUAGACGACAACCGGGAACUCUUUAUCGCCGAGACCCAGGAAGUGGUGAAAGCCCAUCCCAGGUUCAUGCUCUUCGCUACCCAGAACCCACCAGGUCUCUACGGUGGCAGAAAGGUCCUGUCAAGGGCGUUCAGGAAUCGCUUUGUGGAGCUGCACUUUGACGAGUUGCCCAGCGAGGAGCUGGAAACCAUCCUGCACCAGCGCUGCAGCCUUCCUCCAUCGUAUUGCACUAAACUGGUCAAAGUCAUGCAGAACCUUCAGUCGUUGCGGCGGGGCUCCAGCGUGUUCGCCGGGAAGCACGGCUACAUCACGCUCAGAGAUCUCUUCCGAUGGGCCGAGCGCUACAGACUUGAAGAACAGACCGACUCGUCACGUGACUGGCUCCAACAUCUCGCAGACGACGGGUACAUGCUCUUGGCGGGCCGUGUUCGUAAGCCAGAGGAGGCUUCGACCAUCCAGAACAUUUUGGAGAAGCACUUUAAGAGGACGAUAAGACCGGAUGCAUUGUUUUCCGAAGCCCAGGUUACCACUCAGUUCAAUCCAUUUGUGGCCAGCAUUGCAGGAAUGCCUGAGGAGUUCGGUCAUGUGGUUUGGACCGCAAGCAUGAGGAGGCUUGGUGUUCUGGUGGGCCGUGCGCUCCGUUUCGGAGAGUCAGUCCUCCUGAUUGGUGAUACCGGGUGUGGGAAGACCACAAUUUGCCAGCUCUUUGCCGCUCUGACUGGACAGAAGUUUUUCGCUGUGAAUUGCCACUUGCACAUGGAGACGUCGGAUUUCUUGGGCGGCUUGCGGCCGGUCCGACACACCGGAACAGGACGGUCGGAAGACGGGCGCUUGUUUGAAUGGCGCGAUGGACCCCUGGUGCUUGCGAUGAAGCAAGAAGGCAUGUUUUUGAUGGACGAGAUCUCGCUGGCUGAUGACUCCGUGUUGGAAAGACUCAACAGCGUCCUGGAGACUGAGAAAUCUCUGGUCCUGGCGGAGAAAGGCAGUGGCGACGAUGAUGACGUCGAGCUCAUCAUAGGUGGGAAGAAAUUCCGACUGGCUGCCACUAUGAACCCCGGUGGCGAUUUUGGCAAGAAAGAGCUUUCCCCGGCGUUAAGGAACCGGUUCACAGAGAUCUGGUGUCCUCAGUCGAACAGCCGUGAAGACAUGAUGAAGAUCAUCCAGCACAACUUGCGAGCAGGGCUAUCUUUAGACCAGCACGACCAUCAAGGCAAGGACAUCGCCGAACUCAUGCUGGACUUUAUUGACUGGCUGACCAAUCAGGAGUUUGGGAGGCGCUGCAUCCUAAGUGUAAGGGACAUCCUGUCGUGGGUGGACUUCCUGAACUCCGUGUGCGAGAAGGAUGAGGAGAGGCAUGAUAGCAGCUUCAUGGGUCUGGAGGAGAUCGAGGAGCCGGAGUGGGACCAGAGGCUUGAUACGGUCACGGCCCUCAUCCACACCGCCUGCCUUGUAUACAUCGACGGCAUCGGAUCAGGGACGACCAUCUCCGCAGCCGAGAAUGUGACGUCGGCAAGAAAGGCCUGUCUUGCUUUUCUGGAGACAAGGCUACGCCGGAUCACCAAGCUCGAUGAGAAGAUGCAGGAGGCCCUGAGGGUUUAUGACAACACUCUGAACCGAGAGCCACGCUGGGGGGACGACUUCUUUGGCAUCGAGCCAUUCUACAUUAUGGCCGAUCAUGAGAGCGAAACCCGCAGUCUGUUGGACUACACUCUGGGGGCCGGCACGACGGCGGUGAAUACCAUGCGCAUCCUACGGGCUCUGAAGCUCCAGAGACCUAUCCUGCUGGAGGGUUCCCCCGGAGUGGGCAAGACUAGUCUGGUGGCCGCACUUGCCAAGGCCUCUGGCAACCAACUCGUCAGAAUCAACCUCUCGGAGCAGACAGAUGUUACCGACCUGUUUGGAACUGACCUUCCAGUUGAGGGCGGUAAAGGGGGGGAGUUUGCUUGGCGUGAUGGUCCUCUCCUGGCUGCUCUGAAGGCUGGACAUUGGAUUGUCCUAGAUGAGCUGAACUUGGCCUCCCAGUCAGUGUUGGAGGGUCUGAACGCCUGCUUUGACCACCGAGCAGAAAUCUACAUCCCGGAACUGUGCAUGCGUUUCCAGGUCCAGCAUGAGAAAACCAAGAUCUUUGGUUGCCAGAACCCUUUCACGCAGGGAGGAGGUCGCAAAGGUUUACCCAGGUCUUUCCUCAACAGGUUUACUCAGGUGUACGUGGACCAGCUCACCAGUGAAGAUAUGCAGUUCAUUGGCAACUCUAUCUUUCCGAACAUCAAUGAGCAGAUUAUCUCUAAAAUGGUCCGGUUCAGCAACAAGCUUGUGACCGAGGUUACAUUGGAGAGAAAAUGGGGUCAGAAAGGAGGACCGUGGGAGUUUAACCUGCGAGACCUCUUCCGCUGGUGUCAGCUGAUGCAAGCCGACCAAUCCACAGCAUUCUAUAAUCCGGGUCAGCACGUCGGCCUGGUUUAUGCCGACCGCAUGAGAACGGAAGCGGAUAAGGCUCAGGUGCUGUCUGCGUUCAGGAAGGUGUUCGCCGAAGAUUUCGAGCCUCACGUGGGCUCCAGGCAGUUUCACAUUACGCCACUGAAUCUGCAGGUUGGCUCGUCAGUUCUCCAGCGCAGCGGGGGAGCGCCAGUCGUCUUGGAUCCUCCUCUUUCGAUCACUCAUCAAGCCCUGCGGCCACUGGAGUCCUUGAUGAAAUGCGUAAAAAUGGGAUGGAUGGCCAUACUGGUGGGCCCCAGCGUCAGCGGGAAAAGCAGUCUGGUACACCUGCUAGCCUUGCUGACCGGACACAGGCUGAGGGUGAUGGCCAUGAAUAGUGCCAUGGACACUACCGAACUGCUGGGUGGAUUCGAGCAGGUGGACAUCAUCAGGCCCUGGCAGCAGGUCUUGGAGAGUAUGGACUACGUGGUGGCUAUGGUCACACGACGUGGGUUGAUGUCUCUGGACGGGGCGGUUCAGGACACAGAGUUUCUUCUGAGCACCUGGAGCACGUUCCGUCGCUGGCUGAGGGACGAGGGGCUUGACACGGCCGAUGGCACUUUGACGUUCGAGGCCUUGAACAAGCUGGAGGUCAUCAUUGUGCUGCUCCACAAGCUCAACACCAAGCUCAAGGUCUUCACAGACAUGUCGAAGCUUCAGAUGGACUUCACCCUCCUGAAGGAACGUUUGGCGCAAAUGGAGGACGGUUGGAGUCGCGGCGGGUUCGAGUGGCUGGACGGCACGUUGGUCCAAGCUCUGCAGGCCGGGGACUGGCUUCUCAUGGACAACGUCAACUUCUGCAGCGCGUCUGUCCUGGACCGACUAAAUGCUCUCCUGGAACCGGGCGGGUCUCUAACCAUUAAUGAGCGUGGGGUCAUAGACGGCACGACGCCAAGCAUCACUCCACACCCUAACUUCAGGCUGUUCCUCACCAUGGACCCUGCGCACGGAGAGAUCUCCCGUGCUAUGAGGAACCGCGGCGUCGAGAUCUACAUCCCGGGAGAGAACGAAGGUGCUUGUUGGGACUCGCUGGACCUGAAGACCAUCUUACACACUCUGGGAGUGACGGGAGAUUGCGUGUGCGACCUGCUGAUGGCCGUUCAUUCCGAGAUCAAGUCGACCAUCUGGGAUUCACCAGCGUCCUCAAUGUCAUCUCUGCUGCAUGCGGCCGCAUUGCUGUCUGGUCAGCUACAGAGAGGGGUGGAUCUGCCCAGCGCCCUACUGCAGGCAUGUGGUGAAGCGUAUGCCCUCUGUCAACGCACCACUGCCAACCAAAAGCUGGCUCAGGAGCUGAUCGAGAGGCAGCUUGCUGUGUUGGAUUCCGAAGAAUGGGGCAGUGGACUGUUGUGCGCAGGCGUGUGGCCGGAUCGAGUACCCUCUGCUCUGCAGUCUACAGAGGACUCGUGUUUUUCCACUGUCCAGAGGGACGGCCAGGUUCUCCUCUACUGUUUGAACAUGCUCAGCCUGCAGGGCAAGAGGAGUCGGCCGCUGAUUCUGACCGACCUGCAGAGGGCAAUGCAGAGCGGCGCGGCCCUGGAGACGCUGCAGUUCUCUCCAGAAAGCGGGGCAGGUGACCGGAUAAGGGUCGCUCAGCAGCUCCUUCCCACGGCAGUGCGGAUCCUGACCGAGAGGGCCUCCCACAGCGACUGGGUCCUGCGUACCAGCUGGCUCUCACACCUUGCCAAAAGCUACAAACAUGUACCAGAUGCAGUGCUGAUGCAGCUGGAGGCGGGAAAUCAGGCUCUCAAAGCAGCCUUUAACAGCAAGCUUGUGGGCAAGGGCAAGUACCUGACCGAACAACUUCAACCCCACAGCACAGAUGACUACAGGAUCCUGGUCGACAUGCGCUGGAACAAACAGUACCUGGACAUCUUGGCCAACACAUGUAACUUUGAGGAUGAGGAGCGCUGUAUGGAGUUCAUGGAGGCGCUCUAUGCUGUCGCAAACAGGAUCAUUAUUCUCUUGGACCGGGAGGAGAGAGCAGCUUUAUGCAGCAGCACUGGAAAUGCGUCACCCAAUCACAGUGCACUAAGACUGGCCACCGCCUUUUCCAAAGGAACAGUAGACAUUGCACAGCUGCCGCAUCCGGUCCUUGUGCAUCUGCGCUCUUUCUUUGACCUGUGGGACUCUUUCGUGCUGCAGGCCGUGCAGACGGAUCAGCCGAACGUUUCGGACCACCUCAUGUUCGAGAUCUUGCAGCUCCUCCAGUGGAGAGACCGUUUCUGGAACGUGUGUAACUCCUUGUCAGCGGACGCCCGCGGAGUCUGUGUCCUCUCCCUGCACUGGCAGUGGGUCCACAAACACCUGGUACUUCGUCUGCCCCAGCUCCUGAUGGGCGAUGGCGACUACGAAGGGCAGCAAGAGCUGCAGACGAUCUCCUCGGCGAUCCAGAACACACUUUCCAGCUCUGUGUCUGUAGCCCUGGCACUAAAGAGCAUUCAGAAGACCCUGGGAAAGCCCCUUCCUUUUAAGUUGGAGGGUGUGGCCGAAUGCUCCUCCCGUCUCCGCUCGUUCAGCAAAGUGUUCGACGUCAAGGAUUUGCGCCUGAAUGACAGAAAGCACUCGCUGUGGAAACGGGAAGUGGCCCGUCUGCGGGGGGUCGCCAUGAGAACAGACUGCAAGGAAGCCUUGCUGGAAGGCUGGGGUCUGGUCCUUCAGGCUAACCUCCUAAUCGAUGCACAGAAUACAGGAGUCCUGGAGAGGUUACAUACCUGUGUGGAUCAGCAGCAGGGACACUUGGCUGCCUGUGGCCUCCUGGAUUCUCUGUCCGAAGCAGAAAACGAGGAAGAGAUGGAAGACGGUGCGGGUCCGGACCGCGAGCUGUUGCUGCGGCUGGCUCGCCGGGCUCAGCUCUGGCCCGUCCUGGAGGAACUCGCCAUCCUCAACCAGAUGAAAGUGACCACCGAUCUGCUGCACCAGUCGAUCAAACACAGAGGCACCAAAGAUCAUGAAGAUGAAGAUCUCCGACGAUCCCUGUCCAACCACUUGCGCUUCUGCUUGCAGUCCACGCCCAUGAACGUCCGUCUGCUUCAGCCACUCUGGUUCCUCCUCAGCACGAAGCAGCCUGUAGAAGAACUAUCGUUAGUUUGGUCUGAGCUGCUUUCGGAGACGCUGGCAGCGCUCUGGUGUGGCAGUGUGACCUUAGAUCCUGAUCGCUGGCUGAAAUGGAGUCCACUGAGUCCAGAAGAGGAGUCCAAGAAGAGCGUUCGAUCACUGCUGGGGCCCUCUGAUACGGGUCCAGGCAUGCUGAGCCGAGCUGUGUGGUCCCGGUGCGUGCUGGGAGUUUUAAGCAGCAGUGAAGCAGUGAAGUGGGACCCGUCAGGCUCCUCCUUCCUGACCUCAUCACGGGUGACGCUGGGCGAGUGGCGAGAGAGGAUUGGGCAACUCCAGGACCUCAGUGCUGUGCUGUGGGACAACCUGGCCAUGUCCGAACUGGCUGAUUUUAGAUUGACAGACCGCAAGUUGCAGGGCCUGGUGUUAUGCCGGCAGCUGCACGCUCUCUCGGACCUUCUGUCUCCAGGGUUACAGGAGAGCUACGCGGAAUCCUGUGAUGUUCUCGUGGAAGGCGAGGACCCAGUCGGGGCAGCGCAAGAUAUUCAGACUGCCUUGCGAGAAGGCCUCCCUGAAAACUUGCUCCCAGAAGGCUUCCUGGAAACCCUGGUGACUUGCUUGACCCAGUUCUCCCAUAACCGGGCUUGUGACAUGGUCCAGCUGGCCCGCUCUGGGGUUUUCUGGGUGAACAUGGGUCUGCUGCAGAUCCAAGUCUGGGUCCCCCAGACAAUAUUCGACCCGGCGGUCAAGAGGGCUUACAAACUCAAAUACGCACAAGAUGAGCUCGCCUUACUUCAGGAUGAAUGGAAUGGGCGAAGUCUAUCAUCGCAGCUGCUCACAGGGGUGCCGCUUGAAGAAAACAGCACCACCGACGUCUUUCAACAUCCCAGAAUCAGGUACCUGUGGAUCCGAAUGCAACAGGUUAAAGAACAGAUCUGCGAGCUGGAGAGAAAACAGGCGUGUCGGCCCGAGGAACCCCAGUAUGGACGCCUGUACCAGGAGCUCCAGCACUACCUGUGCAGCAUUGGCCAGCCAGCGGCCGUAGGCGACCUCCUGUCGCACCUCCUCAAGGCCCUGCAGGGCUCCGGGCCCAAAUCUCGCCCAGGAAUCCAGGGCUUGUUAAAGGAGGAGGCUGUGUGGCAGGCAUCGCAGCAGCGUUUUGCGCAGCGCCUGGUUGACGAGUACCCGCUGUACCCGGAUGUCGUGGUCCCCCUACGCUCAGCUAUCCUGCAGCUGCAACAUGGCAUGCGUCUGCUUGCUUCUCAAGUGGCGUCUACUCUCACUGUGCUUCCGGGUCUCACUGACCUGGUCUCCACGCUUCUGGCUUUUCCUGCACCACCCCUGACCUCCGACCUCGAGCGUGCACAAUACCUGUGCUCUCGGACGUGCAUGGAUACCCUCCGUGGACUGCAGAAGGUGCUUCCUGACUCCGAAGUGACCCACGUGGUCCCAGAGCCUGUCGUGUUACUGCUCAGCGCUCUGUUGUGUCUGCAGAGCCACGCGCUAAGUGCAGGAGAGCUUGGCACGGAAGCACAAAAUCUGCUCAGACAUGUUUCUCAGGCGUUGGUGAACGAGUGGGAUGAGCAAGAGAGGAGAGCAAGAGAGAAAGAGCAGAAGGAGGCCAGUUUGUAUCGCAGCCGCUCUAAACUACACGGUGGAGGACUCAGCGAGGAGCAGCAGGAGGAGCGCGAUUUCAGACGCUCCUUCCCGACAUACCACAAAGAUUUUGCAGACAUCACCGCCGAACCCAGUCUGGAGCAGCCAAUCAUUGUCGAGGAUGACGAUGACGACGAACGCGAUGGAGAAACUUCCGAAAACAGCAUCUUCCGAGUCUCUGGCUGCCAGAACUCUGUCGUGCAGGUGCAUCAGAAACUGUGCCUGGCCUUCGCACGAUCACUGUGGUACCAGUCAAAUCCACCGAGCGACCGGAGCAAGGAACACCUCAACACUUUGGUCUCGUCUUUUCAGAUCACCGCACCAUUAAUAACUCGAUUUUAUCAUCUUAUGGACUGUGAAAUGGAUCCUCAGCUGACAGGCUCCCAGCUGCUACUCAGCUCCGUACUGCAGAACACCGUCCGGGGUUCUGGAGGUCCGGCUGGCCUCGUUCUCCAGAGCGAAGGUCCUUACGACUUCUAUCGGGAGCCGAACAUGUGCGAAGCCCGCCUGUGCCUUCCCGUCAUCGAGCAGUUAGCCCGUGCAGUCCGUCGCCGCCUAGAAGACUGGCCUGAUCACCCGGCGCUCCUGCAGAUCACUGUGGUGAUCGAGAGGAUCCUGGCAUUCAGUCUGUCCAGCCCGCUAGCCAAGUUCCUAAAUGGGUUGGAGAUCUUGCUCAGCAAAUCCCAGGACUGGGAAAAUAACGCUAGUCGAUCCGUGUCUCUGAGGAGCGAGUUGGAGCCUGUUACACAGCUCAUCAUCCAGUGGAGGAAACUGGAGCUCAACUGUUGGUCUAGCAGUCUGGAUAACGCUCUGAGGCGGCACUCGGAGAACUCCAACAAGCACUGGUUCUCCAUCUACCAGCUGAUCGAGAGAUACCUUCAGGAGAAAAGGACAGACGACAAACCCGAUGUGAGGGAGUCUCCCCUGGUUUCAGUUUCAUCCACGCUGCAGGGAUUCCUGGAGGGAUCCACGCUGGGCGAAUUUCACACACGCUUGGCCAUGCUGCUUGCCUUCCACUGCCACGUGUUGUUGGCGCCGAAACAAGAAGGACAAGCCUCGCUGUGUAGUUUGCUGUGGAACCUGCACAAGUACUACGCACAGUUCUUGGAGAGCAUCCAGGGCAGGAUCACGCAGCUCAGAGCGCCAAUCGAAAAAGAACUCAAGGACUUUGUAAAGAUCUCCAAGUGGAAUGACGUCAGUUUUUGGGCUAUCAAGCAGUCGGUGGAGAAAACGCACAGGACUCUGUUUAAGUUCGUGAGAAAGUUCGAGGCUGCCUUGGCCGGGCCGUGUGCCCCCUGGCUGCUGGAGAAGCCCACCAGCGCUAGCGCGAAAGCCAUGGACGUCCAUCAAGAGGACGCGCCACUGCACCAGCUUCACCGCGCGCUCCAGAGCGCCCUCCCUGGACGGAGCCGAGACCUACAGAACGACGGUCCAGAGGAGUUGAGGUCUGACGAGCCGCCAUCCCUGCAAGCUCGCUUACCUACGCUCACGAGGAAGAUGAGGAAGAUGUGCGUGCGGCUGGUGAAGUCGUCACCUCUGCCUGAGCUGUCUGAGGACCUCGACCAGUUCACAGGAGAGAUCGUUAGCAACGUUCAGGCUCUGCAGAGUUUAACGGUGAACCGCACACUGGAGCAGGAGAGGCAGAAAUCCGAAGCGAAGCACAUCCUGCUGCAGAAACAGCGCGCUUUGGCCGACCUCUUUAAGAUGCUGGCGCAGAUCGGUCUGUCGUAUCGUAAAGGCCUGACGUGGGCUCGGACCUCCGACCAGGAGGAGCCGCUCUUUUUGCAGCCUGUAGAGAUGAGAACUACUUUGGCCACACUGGGAGCACAGGAACCAACAGAAACCAUACUGUUUGCUGAGAUGAACAGCACAUGGGAUGGAUGUCAGAAAUAUUUCUAUCGCUCCUGGGCCAGACGUAACGCCAUGCAAGCUGCCAUGCAGGCGGCCGUAAAGGAACUCGGGUUAGGAAACAUAGAGCGAUGCCGGGGCUUCUCCUCUCACCUGUUUAAGCUGCUGCUUAAACAAAGGCGCCGACUCGCCAAAAUAACAACGCACUUCGUGGACCUCAGAAGGUUGAUCGACACCAUCCAGGAUGUCCGGUCUCAGGAAGACACCGAGGAGGCCGUUCUUCCGCCUCAGGAUUCUCUCAGCAGCUGGGUAGCGAAGGCCCGAGCGCUGGCGCAGCGGUGCUCCGUGGCCCUGCAGCAGCUCUCAUGGGUGCUCCAGUGCUGCCCCGAGGGGUCCAACGGAACGGCGUGCCAGUCCAGAGAGGGCGAUGGGGGCCAGGGAGAGGCCACACUGAGCCACCCAACGCCUCUGUCGCCUCACCUUCAGCCUCAGGUAUGUCUAAUGAGGCGGGGCGAGGCGAGUUGGACCGAGGCGGAGAAGAUCAUCGCGGCUUUGCAGAGCGAAAGCACGGAGCUGAAGGACAGGCUCAACGCGCUGGGAUGUGAAUCUACACAAAGAGCGAUCCAAACCAGGAGGCACUUGAAGGAGUGCUGCUCAUGCGUUCAGGGUUUGGGGGCGCUCGCAGGACGGAUGGCGGCUCUGGAGCGCCUCUUUGAGCUCGAUGGCAGCGACGCGCCUCGUUCGCAGCCGUGUCUGACCCGAGGUCUGCGCGGCGUCAGGGCGGAGGUGGACACCUGCGUCGUGGAGUUUACUGCCUGGAAUUCGCAACUGCCGCCAAUCAGGACUUCAUCCAAACGUUCAGCCGCGUCGUUCCGGGCCGAGUUCUCCGAGGAACUGGAGAGAACCAUAAAUGCGGUUCUGUGUGGAGUACAAGGGCUGGUGAAGAGAAAAGAACAGGAAAGGCAGGAAGGUCAGCCAGAAGAUAGCAAGAAAGAGAGCGACUCUGAAGCAGCCGAGGAGCUUCUGAAACCCGGGCACCUAAGCCGCCUAAUGGAGGAGGACCUGAGUGGAGACGUGACGUGUCUUGCCUUGGCUGAGGUCAUAGGGCUUUUGGAGAGGUUGCUGGAGAAGCUGCGGUCCUUCAGAGACACGUGUAAGGCACGUCAUUUAGGGGAGCUGAGCGAGGCCUGCAGGGGUCUUGUUCGUCUGGAGCCCAUGCUGUGUGUGUACUGUGAGCUGGUGCGCUGGUACGUGGCGGUGUGUAUGGGCGCUCACCGCAGCACGGCCAAACUGCUGUCUGUCCUCGCCAGCAUCUUUACUGACCUCGCUCAGAAGGGCUUUUGUUUGCCCCAGGAGCUCACAGGCGGGGGCGAUGGCGAGGGAGCCACGGAGUUCCACGACUACGAGGGCGGAGGGAUCGGAGAAGGAGAGGGUGUCAAGGACGUGAGCGACAAGAUCGAAAAUGAGGAUCAGGUCGAAGACACGCUUCGCGAAGGAGAGGAAAAGAGCGAAGAGGAGCCGGACAAGCGCGAUAUCGGAGAGGAGGACGAUGCCAUCGAGAUGUCCGAGGACUUCGACGGGAAAAUGCACGACGGCGAGACGCGAGACUCUGAUGAUGAACAGGAUUCCGAUAAAGAUGAGGACGAAGAGCUGGAUAAGAAGAUGGGAGACCUGGGAGACGGCGCGACUGACACACUUGAUGAGCGCAUGUGGGGUGAUGAUGAAGAUGACGAGGAUGAUGCGGAGAACAGUGACAAAGAGGACGAAUCCGGCCCGGGAAUGGACCAGGGUGAGUCCGAGUUGGUUGCCAAAGACGACAAUGCAGAAGCCGGCGAGUCGAAUAAAGAGCAGAAAAACGAGGACAAGGACAAACCAAUGGAGCAUGAAGGCGAGAAGGAGAAAAUCCACGAGCAGGAAGAUGAGCGUGAGUUCGAUGAGAAUGAGGUGGACCCCUACCACGGUAAGCAGGAGCAGAAAGCCGAAAUAGAAGCCAUGGACCUUCCGGAGGAACUCAAUCUGGACCAGGAUGAACAGGGAGGACAGGACGAAGAGGAAGCUGGAGAUGGAGAUGCCGACAACCCGUACGACAUCGAGGACAAACCCAUGGAGGUGGACGAGGCAGAGGGAGACGGGGAUGGAGAAGACGAGAAAGCUGAAGAGAUGACAGAAGAGCAGCAGGAUGAUCGAGGCGACGAAGCAAACGAGGAAGAGCCGGGAGAGGAGCAAAAAGGCCGAGACGAAGAUUUGGAGAGAGGAGAAAGCGAAGGAGAGCAGGACGAGGACGAGAAGGAAAAGGGGCACGAAGGACGUGGAGAUGAGGACAAGGAGAACAAGGCCGGACCUGGAGAUGAGGGCGAGAAACCAAAGGAAGAGGAGGACGAGGAGGAUGAGGACGUCCACAAGGAAGCUGCCGAGAGGAAGGAGCACUCGACAGAUGGCCAGACUGGCGAGGAGAACGUUCAGAGCGAGACAGCAGUGGAGCUAGCAGGAGCCGCGUCCGAAAGAGACCAAGCCAAAGAGGAACACGGGAGCGGAGCGGCUGAUGCCAGUCAGGCUGAGGGACACGACUCCACGCUGAUGGCCAGGAUGAGCUCUCAGAGGCAGAGACAGAAACAGACACAGGGUUUCAAGCGGAAACCGGGCCGGGCGGAUACCGAGCGCUCUCUAGGGGACGCCAGCGAGCGCGUGCACAAGCGUUUGCGGACGAUAGACAGCGCAGAUCGGAGCGAGCAGGACCGCUCCCGCGACGACACCCAGCAAGAAUCCGAUCUGUACGAACACGUCAGACACGGGGAGGAGACGUGCGACACGCAGACCUACGACACAGCCAACGCCGAGCAACAGAGACCGGCACCUACGAAGCAAGAAGACGACGAUGAAAACGAUGCUGACGUUGCUAUGGAUGCCGAGGAGGACAAGGAGAUGCAGGCGGUGGAAGCUCCAGAGCUCAAGCCGGAAAAGCUGGAGAGCACCAAAGCCUCUCAUAAAGGUAUGGAAAGCGCCGAACAGGACUCCCAGCAGCAUGAAAAGGACAAUGAGGAGAAACCAGAGGCGAAGAGUCGCAAGGAAGAUCCGAGAACGGAGAGGAGUCGAGAGUCCACCAUCCACACCGUGCCAGAGUUACUAACAGAAAUGCUGAAGCUCCAGGUUAAAGAUCCAGACCUGCUCAGGAAAGAUUUAGAGCUGCAGUUGGAAGCGUGGCACAAGCAGACCCCAGGAUCUCCCGAAGAGGAGAUUGCCGCAGCGGCCAUGUGGCAGCAGUACCAUGCGCUCACCUCACCUCUGUCGCAGCAGCUGUGCGAACAACUUCGUCUCAUCCUGGAGCCCACGCAAGCCGCUAAGCUCAAAGGUGAUUAUCGCACGGGAAAACGUCUGAACAUGCGCAAAGUCAUUCCCUACAUCGCCAGCCAAUUCCGCAAAGACAAGAUCUGGCUGAGGAGGACAAAGCCCAGCAAGAGAGAUUAUCAGAUCUGCUUGGCUGUGGACGACUCGUCCAGCAUGGUGGACAACCACUCCAAACAGUUGGCGUUCGAGUCGGUCUCGGUGAUCGUGAACGCUCUCACCCUGCUGGAGGUGGGGCAGGUGGCAGUCUGCAGCUUCGGCGAGAGCGUCCAGCUGCUCCACCCGUUCCAGCAGCAGUUCAACGACCAAUCAGGAGCCCGGAUCCUGCGGCUGUGCCAGUUCCAGCAAAAGAAGACGAGAAUAGCUCAAUUUCUGGAGACUUCAGCCGACAUGUUUGUGGCGGCCAAACAGCAGAAUCCAGGCUCUGGGAAUACAGAAAUGGCACAGUUGCUGCUGGUGGUCUCAGACGGCAGGGGUUUGUUCCUGGAGGGGAAGGAGAGAGUAGCAGCAGCGGUUCAGGCGGCUCGCAGCAACAACAUCUUCGUCAUAUUCGUGGUGCUGGACAACCCCAACUCCAGGGACUCCAUAUUGGAUAUCAAAGUACCCAUAUUUAAAGGUCCGGGCGAGCUUCCGGAGAUCCGCUCCUACAUGGACGAGUUCCCGUUUCCGUUUUACAUGAUUCUGCGGGACGUCAACGCCCUGCCUGAGACGCUGAGCGACGCUUUGAGGCAGUGGUUCGAGCUCGUCACCGCCACCGACCGGUAACGGAGCACCACCGUGAAGUCCUCCCAGUGCUGCUAGCCUCCCUGACAUGGGGACGUCCCCAGAAGGACACCACAAGUAUAUAUAUUUAAAAAAAAAAAAAAAUCCGACUGGCUGCUGCACAGAGUCUUCUUUUUUUUUUUUCCUCCGAAUAAAUUGUUGAUCGAUCGCGUCCCUUCAUCUUUAUCAACAGGAGGCCCGGAGAUUUACACCUGUACGUUUAACCUUCACAUUUCUCACUAUCGUUUUGAGCAUUUGAGAUACAAUGAGAAAUGUUGUUCGGCUCCUCGUACGAUUGGUAGUUGCCUUUUUUUUUUUUUUUUUUUCUCCUCUCCGUAAUUUGUGUGCAGAAAUCCCGGCCAAGAAACGUGCCUUUUCCAGGAAUGCCCAUGCUCUGGUCUCUGGACAGAAGAUGCCGGAAACUCGUUUCUCACACACACACACACACACACACACACACACACACACACACACACACACACACACACAAACAAUUCUGAUACUGUUUAAGGCCUUUAUUCAAUACGGUGCAGCGCAGCCCAUUGCCGUAUCUCUCACGUGACGCAUGACAUCGCUGUCAUUUAAUACGUUUUAUAACUUUUUUUUCUGUUUUCUGUGCAGAUUCUUCCAUCAAGCUGGUUAAAAAAAAAAAAAUUUAUAACCAUUUCUUCAGCUAGACGAAUCCAACUGUAACUCGUUAAUGUUUUGGGACUUUAGCGUUCCACUUAGAGUCCGUUAUACAUUUAGGAUUGUAAUUUUGUGUUUUUUUUUUAAUGAUCUGAUGUGAUUCAUUAAAGAAAUGCAUUGUAA
Molecule: messenger RNA, 17630 nt
Organism: Silurus meridionalis
Lineage: Eukaryota; Metazoa; Chordata; Actinopteri; Siluriformes; Siluridae
Gene: mdn1
Product: midasin AAA ATPase 1
Exons: 100
Coding region: 261-16823 (5520 amino acids)
Biological process (GO): rRNA processing; ribosomal large subunit assembly
Cellular component (GO): preribosome, large subunit precursor; nucleus
Molecular function (GO): ATP hydrolysis activity; ATP binding
Source: RefSeq, a predicted model, not a curated record